AUGGAUCCAUUUGAAGGUUUGCGCAACGAAUCCGGAUCAUUCCUGCAGGACAAAUGGAACUCAUUGCUGGAUACGAUCGGUGACGAACCGGAGUUCCUGUACGUAUGGGCGUUAACCACAUGGGUCAAUGGAUUCUUCUGGGCCUUUGGAUCACUGUUCGUCCUGAUGGACGUCACCAACCGGCCCCGAUGGUUUCGAAAGUUCAAAACCCAACCCGGCAUGAAUGAACCCCUCGAAUGGUCCGGGCUCAAGAAGGUGAUCAAAACGAUCCUCUUCAACCAAACCGUCAUCGGAGUUCCUCUGAGCUACAUCGGCUUUCACACGGCAGGAAAGUCCAACCUCCCGAACGUUCGAAUCCUGCCGAGCACCUUCGAAGUCUUCCGUGAUCUCUGCGUGUGUCUGGUCUUCGCCGAAGUCGGAUUCUACUACAUCCACCGAUUUUUACACCUGAAACCGCUGUACAAGCACAUCCACAAAAAGCACCACGAAUGGACGGCCCCAUUUGCCUGGGCUGCCAUGUACUGUCACCCGGUGGAGCACAUCCUCAGCAAUAUGAUUCCACCAAUUCUGGGCAUUCACCUGAUGAAGAGCCACCUGGCAACGGCUGCCCUCUGGUUCCCGCUGGUCAUCAUCAACACGGUGCGGGAUCACUGCGGGUACCAUCUGCCCUUCUUUCCCAGCUCGGAGUAUCAUGACUACCAUCAUGCCAAGUUUACGGAAUGCUUCGGAACGUUCGGUUACUUGGACUGGCUGCACGGGACCGACCAGCAGUUUCGGAAGAGCAAACAGUGCCAACGGCACAGGAUGUUGUGGACGUGGAAGUCGGCUAGGGAACUGGUUCCAGAAAAGUGAUGGUGUGACGAUCGUCAAUUAGCGUUUGGAUAGCCAUGGAAAUACAAGGAAUGCUGC
Ochlerotatus camptorhynchus is the source of this 909-nucleotide messenger RNA. Its product is annotated as fatty acid hydroxylase domain-containing protein 2-like. Gene Ontology annotation, cellular component: endoplasmic reticulum membrane. The coding region runs from base 1 to 852 and encodes 283 amino acids. Lineage: Eukaryota; Metazoa; Arthropoda; Insecta; Diptera; Culicidae. The transcript has 3 exons. Gene Ontology annotation, biological process: sterol biosynthetic process. The record is from RefSeq and is a predicted model, not a curated record. Gene Ontology annotation, molecular function: C-4 methylsterol oxidase activity; iron ion binding.